Lampris incognitus (smalleye Pacific opah) is the source of this 471-nucleotide messenger RNA. RefSeq names its product CD59 glycoprotein-like. Lineage: Eukaryota; Metazoa; Chordata; Actinopteri; Lampriformes; Lampridae. The record is from RefSeq and is a predicted model, not a curated record. The transcript has 5 exons. The coding region runs from base 121 to 471 and encodes 116 amino acids.
AACAUGUCCUUAUGGUUUCUACCUUUGAGCUGUUGGAAUAACUUCCGGCUGGAGGUACCGUGAGGAUGCUUAUGCUGAGUCUCCACAUUUUCUUUGCGCUCAAUGUGCAUCUGAGAGAAAAUGAGUCGCUCUGUGGGAAUCUGCCUGCUGCUCCUCUCUCUGAUGGGACUCGGUUCGGCUAUUCGUUGUUACAGCUGUAAGGAUUACACUGCCAGCUGCACCAAACAACGGGACUGUAGCUAUGACGAUGCCUGUCUAACCCUCAGUGAGAGAGGUGGACAGACGUUCCGUCAGUGUCUGAAGUAUUCAGAUUGUGAAUACAGUCGUCUGGCCCAGAUGUUUCCUCAGGUCUCCACUUUCACCUUCAAGUGCUGCAACUCAGAUCUCUGUAACUCCGCCCCCUCCUCAGCGACCUGCUCUCUGAUUGGUCUGCUGGCUUCCAUGGCCGUCAUCUGGUGGUGCAUGCACUGA